AUGAAUGGCUACAGUAAUCCGGAUACGAGGCUCGAAACCGCGAUAGCCGAAUGCGAUUUUAUGCGAAAAUGGCCGGGCUAUUCGACGAAGGCGAUGAGAAAUGACAUCGAUGCGAUUUUUGAGCUGGCGUCGAAUCCGGACGCCAUCGAUUUUCGUGAUGAUCAUCGUCGAGGCCUGGAGCUUCUGCUGGUUCUCGAAGCGAAACGAGCCUACGACGAACGCCUCGCCGGCUUAUUCUGCGACGAUUGGUUCGAUUUGGACAGUCCGGCGGAUCUCGUCAAAAUGCUGACGGCGCCGAAUCAGCCGAUUCCGCAAACGCUUCUCUGGAAUCUGAUGAGUCGAGUUUGCGGCAACGAAAUCGAGCUGAUCGACGCGCGUCAAAUGUCGGAGGAGAUUGCGAUUCGGCGAUUCGCGACGUGCUCGCCGAGCUCAUCACCGUCGGCGGGUCUCGUGUGGAUCCUUCUUGGACGACAGCCAACCCCGUUGUUUUAUAUUCCUGACGAUGACUAA
Caenorhabditis bovis is the source of this 510-nucleotide messenger RNA. The record is from the annotation of a GenBank genome assembly. NCBI's taxonomy places the organism in Eukaryota, Metazoa, Nematoda, Chromadorea, Rhabditida, Rhabditidae.